Molecule: messenger RNA, 4149 nt
Organism: Osmerus eperlanus (European smelt)
Lineage: Eukaryota; Metazoa; Chordata; Actinopteri; Osmeriformes; Osmeridae
Gene: elk4
Product: ETS transcription factor ELK4
Exons: 6
Coding region: 412-1875 (487 amino acids)
Biological process (GO): cell differentiation; regulation of transcription by RNA polymerase II
Cellular component (GO): nucleus
Molecular function (GO): sequence-specific DNA binding; DNA-binding transcription factor activity, RNA polymerase II-specific
Source: RefSeq, a predicted model, not a curated record
AUACAGUCAUAGUCAAUGGAAUAGGAACGCGGGAGGAUGUACAGAUUAUGUAUUCGAUCAAUUUUAUAGAUAACAUUUGAAUCUUUAUAUAUCAGAUAGAUUCGGCGUAACAUUUAUUUUACAGAGGGGACUGCUCUGCUAGAUGGUUUAACGCCAAUAAGUUGGUGCCGUCGGAGAUGGGAACGAAAUAGGAAGUGAUCUCAGCAAGGUUUUAAUUUCCUGUUGUGUACUGCGCAGAGCUAAACUGAGAGCUAGCUACUUUCCAACAGUUUAAUUGCACAAAGUAAAGACAGUCCACACUAUUCUGUUAAUGAACACCACGCCUUAAGAUACCACUAAGCCAGUCUAGUGUGCUUGCAUUUUUACACAAGCUGACAAGCUCAAUUCCUGCCAGAAUGUUUUGGUAUUUGUAUGGACAUUUUUGGACGGCUCGGGAUUUCGACGGACUCGAUUUGUACUAGUAGUAGCCAAGCAGGGGACAUGGAUAGCUCAGUGACCCUGUGGCAGUUUCUUCUCCAACUCCUGUUGGACUCCUCCAAUGAUCAGUUGAUCUGUUGGACCAAUCAUGACGGAGAGUUUAAGCUGCUACAGGCUGAGGAGGUGGCCAAGCUGUGGGGCGCCAGGAAGAACAAGCCCAGCAUGAACUACGACAAGCUCAGCAGAGCACUGAGAUACUACUACGACAAGAACAUUAUUAAGAAGGUGAACGGACAGAAGUUUGUCUACCGCUUUGUCUCCUACCCCGACAUCCUGAAAGGGGAGACGUCGGCCAGGCCGGAGGGGGGUGAAGGGGGUGCAGGGGGUUCGCCGCCUGUCUCAGAGAGAGGGGAAAACAUACCCCGAGAAGGGGACUCUGGGGACAAGAGCAGGGCUGGAGGGGGGCCAGGCGGCCAGGGCUUUAGCACCAAGCCAUCCAAUCGGAAUGACUACAUCCACUCUGGGCUCUACACAUCCUUUACCCUCACCUCACUACAAAAUGGACGACAACUAUUCAAAUCCAUCAAGAUGGAGAACCCGGCUGACAAACUGGCAGACAGGAAGACAGCCUCGGACCUGUCUCCUCUGCCACAGCAGCCCCCGAGGUCUCCUUCUGUCAUCAAGUUCGGGAGCACACCACCCACUCCUCAGGUUGCCAUAGAAACCUCUCCAGCAUCCAGCUCAACGCUGUAUCCUCUCCAAAGCCCACCCCCCGUAGGUGAUGUUGUGACAACACACUCCUCGCUCCCACCCCCUGCUGGGUGUAGUUUGGAGCCAGUCCGAUCCACGGAGUCUGCAUUGCCAGGAUUCGCCCUGUCAGAGCUGUCGUCACGGAGCCCCUCCCCCAGCAUCAUUCCUGACUCCACUCAGGAACUGGUGAUUGACAGCGACAAUGAGUCAAGCUGCUCCCAGCCUACCGACACACAGACACAGGGGGUGGAAAGGGCAGGCUCUGUGUCCAGUGGUGAGGUGUGUCCAGGGGACAGAGAGAUGAGCCUCUCUCCAGGCAGAAGGAGUCUCAGUGGGUACAGUCAGAACGGAGGGAAGGCCCGCAAGCCCAAGGUCCUGGAGCUGAGCGCCCCCACUCUGGUGGUCACCUCCUCCGACCUUUCACCCAUGAACCUCUACAGCCCCUCCCUACCCACGGCCUCCCUGACUCCCGCCCUGUUGCAGACUCCCACCCUGCUGCUGACUCCCAGCCCCCUGCUGUCCAACAUCCACUUCUGGAGCACGCUCAGUCCGGUGGCUCCCCUCAGCCCCGCCACCCGUCGCCAGCAGGCUGCUCACACCCUUUUCCAGUUUCCCUCAGUGCUGAAUCCUCAGUUCCAGAUACCAGUGCACAGUCUAGACGGGACGAACACCCCUGGGCCCAUCUCCCCAGACCCUCAGAAGACAUAAGACACCCUCCACCAUGAACCCCAUCUGGCAGCCAGGUCGUCAUACUCACUUCCACCCCAGUUCCAGAACACUGCUGGGGGGCCCUGUGCCUGGGGGGGGGGGGGGGUGGCUGGAUGUUUGCUGUAUGUCAGCUACUGGGCACAGGUGUCCUGUUGAUUAGAAGCCAUAAUCCCUACCUUGAGCCCUGACCCUUGAACUCAACCUCAACCCCCACCUAGGGUCCUGACCUGAACCCCUUAGCCUUAACCCCAAACAUGAACCCUAAGCUCUAACUCAAACCUCAACCUUAACUCGGAAGCUAUAGCUAUGAAAGAUAUAGAGGUGUAGACUAUUAGGCAGUAGAAUCAAGCCAUAAGGCAGGAGCAGCGGAAGUCCCCACAUCGAAUGGGACGUUGGUGGAAUGUUUCAGAUUCUCAUGUUUACAGGCGACUCAUUGUAAGCCCCUGUCACUGCUGCCCAUUCCUGUUAGAAAUGCCUCUUGUAACACAUGCUUACUUUAAGUGGUGCCUUAAUCCUCCCAGGCCCUAGUCCAGCCCUCUGGGCUCGGCCCUAGCUAAUGCAGUGUAGAUUCUUUGCUGUCUUUGUGUUGUGUAUGUUGAUGUUUGUGUAAUGCAAGCCAUGCCUCUGCCUUUACCAAGCGGCAGAAGAAGGAGGGGAGAGCAGGUGGGGGGACUGUCAGAGCAGCCAGGCCCAGGCAGCUUGGUGCCACACCUCUGCUCUCUCCACCAGGAUAGGAGGCAGGGUCUACUAUAUUGGGAAGUAAAAGUGCUCACCUAGACCCUUCUAGAAACAAAUUUCUUAAUUUUGUCUAUUACAGCUUUUUUUACAGCAGUGCUGUAUGAUAGUUGCAUUAAGGUCAUGAUCCCGUGCCGAGGUCUUUUGACACAUUUUCCUUUUCCAUUUGUAAGCCACGUCACAAACAUUUAUUUCGAUUUUUGAAAUCACAUCCUGUCGACGUUAGAAGUUCAGUUGGGAUGGCUCGUUCUCUCUCUCUCUCUCGUGGUCUCAAGGUUUCCUGUGUGUGUGUGUGUGCAAGUAUGGAUUAUAGUUCAGAAUUGCACAGAGGGAGAAUACGGCUCGACGAUCAAAAGGAAUGUGCAGGCGUCAUCUCUGCAUGUUUGCAAAGACGCGCAGGACAUGCACAUGAAUAGUGCACCCCCACGUGCUGUACCUCCUCCUGCUUCUCCGUCCCCCACUGUUUACCUGCUUAAACAUUAGUAGUGACAUUAAAACAUAACCAUGUGACAUAGAAAAGUCAAUUAUGCCUAUCUGUUUCGUUUUAAUUCCUUUUGAUAUUUUCCAUGUCACCUUCAGUCUGAACAUAAAUGUAUAUUUUUGUAAUGGCCAGAUGGUGGUGUCCAUGCUGUCGUGGUUUCUGUAGUUGAAUAUGGUUUUAAUGUAGAUGUUUUGUUUGUGUGGUUUUCUUCUCCGAUUGUGGGUCUUGUCCCUUGAUGACAUUGACUAUUUGUGCAAUCAAAGCCUUGUGCAGAGAAACAUAAAUCCAAGUUUUUAUAUAGUACUUUGAUAGCGUUAAGUGUUGGUAGUGGUAUAACGUUGGCACUCGAACUUCAGGAUUUCCUGUAGUAUUGGAUACAAAAUAUGAAAUCACUUUUCUAUGUUUGAGAUUUGAUACAGAUUUUACACUAUUGCAAAAAAAAAAAAAAAAGUAGAUUAAAUCUAUAUUUGUCUGUGAUUACUUAGUUUUGUCCAAAUCAACACAAUCUGUAAAUCUAUGCACAAACUGACUUCAAGAUUGAUCUCCCUAGAUCUGCAGGAUGGUCUUAAUCAAAUGUUUAUAUUUUAACGUAGAAGAAAAACCUCUGCAUCUGAGUUCCCUGUUUAUCAAAGUUUACAGAUUUAACAGCAGAUAUUUUUGUAUCUGAAAAGUGACAUUUCUAUUUCAGAAAAAUGACAUAAGCUUAAAACUCUAUGCUAUUCUAUACUAUUUUGUACAAUAGUUAAAGGUGAAAAGUAGCCAUUUUUGAAGAUUUUCCAACGGUAUGAAGUUUCAUCCAAGCAUCUCUCUUGCCCCAACAUUCUAGUAUUUGUAUGUUGUUUUCUUGAAUCACCAUUCAUGUCAAACUUGGCGCUUAAAAAGACGUUAACAGACUGUUUGCUUGUUCUGUUUGGUUUUGUCCAGUUGCAGUAAUUGUACUUGUUCAAAGCUUUUCAAAUGUUUACAGGCUGCUUGUUUGAAGUGGCAUAUUGAUGUGAGGAGUACACAGCCUCUAAAAUAUGAGAAAAAGAUUAAAUAAACUAGUCUCUCUAGCCAGA